Messenger RNA from Gossypium raimondii (Peruvian cotton), 1337 nucleotides. Its product is annotated as Holliday junction resolvase MOC1, chloroplastic. The transcript has 6 exons. The record is from RefSeq and is a predicted model, not a curated record. Lineage: Eukaryota; Viridiplantae; Streptophyta; Magnoliopsida; Malvales; Malvaceae. Bases 191 to 985 code for a protein of 264 amino acids. Gene Ontology annotation, molecular function: crossover junction DNA endonuclease activity.
CAUAUUUUCACAAGCCUCUCCGCUGAAAUGGAAGGGGGAAAAAUCCCAAACAAAAGCUCAGUUUUGACAUUUAAAGCCGUUGGAUAGGCUGCCGUAUAUAAUAUUAUCCAAGUUAAACAGCCGCUGCCGUGCUCAAAUAUUUUCCCCGGUUGACGUUGAUACAUAAUGCAAUGAAUUGAAUGAAUGUUCCAUGGAAAUCCAACUUCUUCCUCGGACCCAUUGCAUGGCUUCACUCUCUUCCAAGCUUUAUAAACCCCUCCUCUUUUCUUCUUCUUCGAAACUUGUACCUUUCUCCUCAUCCUCUCUUUCAUCUUCAAGUACAAGGGUUUCUUCAAGCAACAGCCUCAAGCUCUGUGCUGCUCCUCUCGAGGCCGGUUGGUUGGAUUCUUUGUCUUGCCCUUCCCCUCACGCCGCUGCUGACGAUCCCACCCGGACCAAUGCCGAUUCCACUUGGGUUAUCGGUAUUGACCCUGACCUCUCUGGUGCCUUGGCCUUCUUGAAAAGUGACUCGUCUGGUUCCUUUGCUCAGGUAUUUGAUUCGCCGCACUUGCCUGUUCAAGUUGGCAACAGAGUUCGAAAACGUUUAGAUGCACGGUCUAUUGUUCGGUUGCUUCAAAGUUUGGAGGCUCCUAUUGGUACUGCUGCAUAUAUAGAGCAAUCUGUUCCCUUUCCAAAAGAUGGGAAACAGGGUUGGUGGAGUGGAGGAUUUGGGUAUGGAUUAUGGAUCGGGAUACUAGUUGCCUCGGGGUUUUCUGUAGUUCCAGUGUCAUCUUUGUCGUGGAAGAGAGAGUUUGAACUUGCUGGAGCUGGCUCUACAAAGGAUGAUAGUCGGAGACUUGCAUCAACUUUGUUUCCCUCAUUAAGUGAUAUGUUGAAAAGGAAAAAGGAUCAUGGAAGGGCUGAGGCUCUUCUCAUCGCCACAUAUGGAAAAGGCCUGAGAAUGAAGGUAGACCCAUCACUUCUUGUGGAAAAAUCAGUUCAAUAAUGCCAUCUUUGCAUUGCUGCACUUUUGACUGUUAACCAUCCUCUUAAGGCUGGCUGACUUGAAUGGUAUGAAAAUAGGAAAUUAUAGACUGCUGAUUGAAUAUUCCAUUUGGAAAGCUUUAAUUAAUGUCUUAUGCUCGGUGGGAGGAAGCUCGCUUGACUGGAGUUGUAUAUUAUCAUUGUGGAAGUGAUAUCCAUUAUUGUUAUAUGUAAUUUUGCUUUUAGACUGUUAGCGUAAGUUUUCAACUUAGUUUCAUGUUCCAUCCUUAAGAUGCAAGUGAAAGUAAUUUCUUUCUGUGGAUGUUGGUUUUAAUGUUAAAUGUAGUUCUAAGGCACUCUGAAUUCCAUGAUUA